UCGUUAGGCUUACGCAGCAUUUUGUGUUGGUUUAUGGAAUGUAAUUAGACGGUUAGAACUAUUGCAGUAUUGUGAAUUAGCUAGGCCUCGAUCAAGAGAGUGAGAACCAAACUGAGGAUGGAUGUAGAACGGGGAUUAUGCUGGCGUUGUGAGACAAACAAAGCAACGAAGAAGUGUACUCAUUGCAAUAUAGCUGAGUAUUGUGGAACUCAAUGUCUGGAUCGUGACAGGAUUAGACAUAAAGUAGAAUGUGAUAUGUGGAAUAGAGACAAAGAGUGUGCCAAAUGCAAGAAAAAGAUAAAAUGCUAGUCGUGCUCUGCAUGUAAAGAAACCACAUAUUGCAGCCGUGAAUGUCAACGCCAACACUGGCCAUCUCACAAAGCUGAAUGCAAGGAAAUUCGCAAACAAUUAAAAACGAUGGCUGAAACCCACAGAUUCCAGUUUCAGUAUUUCGAAGGAAUGCAAAAAAUGGGUGAUACACCUUAUUAUAUUGGUAAUACUCUUGCUGCCGAUGUACUGAAGCUAGGCUUAAAUGAAGCUGAUCCCUCUUCGGAAGAUGUUGAUUCUCAACUCGCUAGAGAUUAUAACAUCUUAUUCGCUGGUGUUGGGGACUUACGCAAUCUUCUGCUUACAACAGCAUCACUUCCAAGCAAUUUCACUGGUAACAUCAGAUAUACAUUGAACGACAUAGAUCCGUUUCUUCUGGCGAGAGAUGUACUGCUUUUGUACAUGCUGAUAACUCAGAGCUCAAGAGAAUCUAUCGAGGAGUCAAUCACAAAUAUAUGGUAUUCGGUUAAACUACCAGAUGAAGAUUUUCAUCUCCUUAGAACAAUCCUCAAGGAAGUUCUAGAGCACACUGUCGAAACGCUGAAGGUUAAGACAAACAGUCAGCUGGAUAUACAGAAAAAGGAUUUUGAAAUGAUGAAAGAGGUAUGGAGAAAGUGGACGGACAUGGAAUGUGAAACUUGUAAGUGGAACUCUGUUAAUUUGUCUGCUCAGAGAUCGAGUAUGUUUAGUGGAGAUCCUGAUUCAUCAGAUGGUUUAUCGACUUAUAUUCAAAAAAUUCCUCAAAAGUACCGUGCAUCUGCAAUAAAGUACUUUGAAAAUGGGCUGUUCUUACUACGAGAAAGAAGCCAUUUAAAAUUUGACAACCCAACCCUUACUGGACGUCCAUUGCCUUCACCAGGAAACAAGGGUUCUGGUCGCUUACAUCAUGUUCUGACAAGACCAAAGUUAUAUAAUUUCGUUUACUGCAUCCGAGCUGACAUAUGGCCAUUUAGCGGCUGGGAUUAUGUCCAGGCAAAAAAAAUAUCACAACCAGAUUCAAUCGUCGAUUUAUUCCAUACGUAUAUUACCAGCGUCAUUAAGUCUGCAUUGGCAUUUUUUAAAAAAGGUAAUAUCUAUUCAAAAUUUGUUCUAAAAAAUUGUAUAGAACUUUGUAACGAACCUAAUGUUGAGCCUAAAUUCGACCGUAUUAUGACGUCCAACAUUGCAGACUACACAGGCAUCAGGACAUUGCUAUCAUCCAUGCGCCCUCUUCUGAGCAACACUAACAAACAUGCCGUGCUUGUUACAGAAACAUUAAACUGGGUACGUUGGUGUCCGGAGGCAGAUUUGAUGAAUCCACUAAAUAUGUUAAAGGUAUUUGGAUUGUUGAAUGAAAUGGUGAAAGAUACAGGGCGUCAUGAUCUUAAGGGUACUAUUCAAAUUAUGUAUGAUUACUUCGACAACACCACAUUGUUCAUUCGGUACUUACGCAUAGUGCUUCUUGCGACAAAUGAUGAACCGACAAUGAAAAAAGAGGUUCCAUCUUUUCCAAAAGAUUUUGACAAUAUUGAAGGUUUCCGCCUCAGAGAUUUUACCAAAGAUCUCAAUAAGGUGAUUCCGUUUCGGCAUCGGGUGACCGCGAGAUUAUGUAACAAUGAAACAGGACUUCAGAGAAAUUUGGAAUGGAAAUUAUUAUAAAAAUUCGAAGCUGUAGUAAGACUCUAAAACACAAAUGGACACAAAUUAAUGCAGAUGUAUUGCAAAUUAAUAUAUAUAUAUAUAAUUAUAUAUAUAUAUAUAUAUUAUAAAUAUAUAGUAACUGACGAGUCAAACGGUAUCAGAUAUGUCACAAAAU
Messenger RNA from Anneissia japonica, 2122 nucleotides. RefSeq lists its product as uncharacterized. The coding region runs from base 418 to 1965 and encodes 515 amino acids. The transcript is spliced from 2 exons. The record is from RefSeq and is a predicted model, not a curated record. NCBI's taxonomy places the organism in Eukaryota, Metazoa, Echinodermata, Crinoidea, Comatulida, Comatulidae.